UUUGUUUGGAUGGAAGCCCACCUGCAUACCAUCUUGAUAAAGGAUCUGGAGUAGGAAUUAACAAUUGGAUAGUUCAUUUUGAGGGAGGAACAUGGUGUAAUAACGUAACGACUUGUCUCGCUCGGAAAGAAACCCGACUCGGCUCCUCCAAACUAAUGGAGAAACAGGUCGUUUUUUCUGGGAUCUUAAGCAACAACAAGAAGUCAAACCCUGUUUUUUUCAACUGGAAUCGAGUCAAGGUUCGAUAUUGUGAUGGCUCGUCGUUCACGGGCGACAUAGAAGAAGUUGACCCUAAAACGGGACUUCACUACCGUGGGGCGAAAGUCUUUGAUGCAAUAAUGGAGGACCUAUUUGCGCAAGGAAUGUCGAACGCUCAAAAUGCAAUUCUAUCAGGAUGCUCGGCUGGCGGGUUAACGUCCAUUCUUCAUUGUGAUAAAUUCUCGGCUCUUUUUCCUCCCAACACGAAAGUCAAAUGCAUUGCCGAUGCCGGUUUCUUUCUUGACGAGGAUGAUAUCAAGGGUGUUUCGCGUAUCGAGGAUUACUUCGACCAAGUUGUCACGACGCAUGGGUCGAAAGAGAAUUUACCGGGACCGUGCACAGAAAUGUUGUGGCCGAGCCUGUGUUUUUUCCCACAAAAUGUGGUGGGAUUCAUGGAGACACCACUUUUCAUUGUAAAUGCUGCUUAUGAUUCAUGGCAGAUUAAGAACAUCGUGGCACCUCGAGCUGCUGAUCCACAUGAGAAGUGGCUCGAUUGCAAGGCUGCGAUAACGAAUUGUUCGCAGGAUCAAAUCAAAAUCCUGCAAAGCUUCAGAGAAGAUCUCAUAGGCGGGGUAUAUAACGCUUUGGAUUGGUCCGAUUCGGCAGGAUGCUUCAUCAACUCUUGCUACGCGCACUGCCAAACCGAAAAACAGGAAACGUGGCUUAGUAAAGACUCUCCCCGAUUGAACCAAACGACGAUAGCUAAAGCAGUCGGAGAUUGGUAUUACGGCCGGAAGUCGGUUCGGAGUAUCGAUUGCCCGUAUCCUUGCGACAAAACGUGCUACAAUCGGACUUUUGAGCCUUCAGAAAUGUAG
Molecule: messenger RNA, 1073 nt
Organism: Striga hermonthica
Lineage: Eukaryota; Viridiplantae; Streptophyta; Magnoliopsida; Lamiales; Orobanchaceae
Source: the annotation of a GenBank genome assembly